GUAGUAGGGACGCGCGGCGGCUGGCGCGCGUCCGGCUGGCUUGAGGCUUCGCGCGCGCGCGCGCACCGGAAAAGUCAAAAGGCCUGGCAUUUUCCCGCGUGCGCCGCGGCUGAUCGAGUAGGCCGCGAGCGCGGCGGCGGCGCCUGCGCGCGCUUCUCUACUCGGUGGCUCGGUCGCGCACAGCUCUGGUCGUCGAGCUACUGCUGCUGCUGCUGCUGCUGCUGCUGCUGCUGCUGCUGCUGCUGCUACUGACGACUGGCCUCGCAGCCGCCGACUUCGCGUAACAUAGUCGCUAGCAACGAAGACGCUCACCCAGUGUGUUCAGUGCCAGUGCCAGUGCGCGGACAGUGCAGCAAGAUGAGUCGGCCUAACGACUCUCUGGUAUCACGGCGCCGCUCGUGCAUCGUCUCCUCUUCGCUUCGCCUCCGCUGCGGUCUUCUUCCAGCCUCGAGCUCGACCAGCACGCGUUCUUUCUCUCUCUCUCUCUCUCUCUCUCUCUCUUUCGUGCGGGCUCUCUCACUCUCUUUCUCUCUCUCUCUCUGUCUCUGUCUGUCUCUCUCUCUCUCUGUCUCUCUCUCUCUCUCUCUCUCUCUCUCUUUCAUCGAUUCGAGACGGACGCGACCAAAAUAUCGCACGUGCGCACCGAUGUAACAGCGAGCAGUAGCCAGCGCGAGUCAGCUGUGAGGAUUGUCGGACUGCAAGCGCGCCGCGCGCCCUCGCAGCACCGCCAAGUUGCCUCGGCGCGCUGCGCGCGCAACCUCGCCGCGCGCCGGGAUCCGUUCAAUUUCCCGAUUUUCGCCAGCGCCUGGCAAUUGCUUUUCGUCGCGCUGACUCGCCGCGCACUGUUGCGCCUCGGCCUAUCGCCCUCCUCGACCUCGACCUCGCGCUUCUCUUUCGCUCACCCGGCUACCGCCUCGAUCACGUGGCGCGCCUCGUGGGGUCGGUCUGUCGCAAUCGACUCACUAUUAAUAGAAUCACGCCGCUUCACCAUGAUACCCCGUUCCGCGCUAUCGAAAUUUACGCUCCAAGCGAUCGCGAAUGGCGAGCCGCGCUAGCGACGCUAUGCCCGUGCAUUGUCACGCUUUCAAGACCGAUCGAUGGAGAUGCUUGUGGUUGAUCGCAUGGUUGCAAUUUUGCAGUUGGUCCCGCUGAACGGGCUGAAGGAGACGCCGAAGAUCCAGGAGAUGGACGCAGCCAAGGUGGCGAAGCAGCCGAGGAGCCGUCGCACGCAGUGGAAGCAGUGGGCAGCCUGCAUUUCCGCCACCCUGUCGAUGGUAGCCGCGGGCACGGUGUACGGCUGGACCACGACGAUGCAGAAGCGGCUGAACCACAUCGCUGACGACCUGCCGUUCCGCAUAGAGGCCGACGAGUCGUCGUGGGUGGUGUCGGUGACGGUGAUAGGAUCGAUGAUCGGGCCGUUCUACGGAGCCUACGUGGCCGCCUCGUACGGGCGCAAGCUGUGCCUGCUGGCGACCGCGGCCUUCUACGUGACGGGCUGGCUGCUGGUGAUCUUCGCGCAGGCCGCCUGGUACCUGUACCUGUCGCGCAUCAUCCUGGGCAUCGGCGUGGGCAUGUCCUACACGGCCAACCCCAUGUACGUGUCGGAGGUGGCCGACGUGAACAUCCGCGGCGCGCUCUCCACGCUGAUCGCCGUGAACGUGUUCACGGGCUCGCUGCUGGCCUGCAGCGUGGGCCCGUGGGUGGCCUACCGCGUGCUCGGCGUCGUCAUGCUGGCCGUGCCCGUGCUCUUCCUGGCGAGCUUCGUCUGGUUCCCCGAGAGCCCCUACUACCUGGUGAGCAAGGGCCGCAGCGCCGAGGCGCUGCGGGCGCUGCGCUUCUUCAAGGGCCUCGGCGACGAGGCCGAGCUGCGCCAGGAGCUCGAGCUCGUGCGCCGCAACAUCGGCGAGCAGGCGAGCAGCGGCCAGAGCAGCGCCGACGAGCUCAAGUUCAAGUUCAGCGACUUCCUGCUGCUGAUGAAGACCAACAACCGGCGCGCCCUGCUCAUCGUCAUGGCGCUCAUCCUCGGCCAGCAGCUCAGCGGCAACUUCAGCACCAUGCAGUACCUCGAGACCAUGUUCGAGACGGCCGACAGCGCCGUCGACUCGCACGUGGCCACCAUCAUCGUGCUGGCCGUCGGCCUCGUGUCCGGCGCCACCUGCACCCUCAUGGUCGAGGGCGCCGGCCGCCGGCCGCUGCUCAUCUUCUCGGGCUUCGGCUGCGCCGUCGUCCUCGGCGUCCUCGGCGCCUACCUGGCCGUCGAUCACGCGCCCAAGGACAACGUCAACAGCGCCAUCAACCUACUGCCGGUCCUCGACGUCAUCGUCUUCCAGGUGGUCUACCAGAUCGGCCUCGGCACCAUGCCCAACCUGCUCAUCGGCGAGCUGUUCCCGACCAACGUCAAGGGCAUCGCCGGCGCCAUCGUCACCGUCUUCGACGGCCUCACCGGCUUUGUCGUCUCCAAGAUGUUCGAGGUGAUCUUCACCAACGUCGGCCCGCACGUGCCCUACCUCUUCUUCUCGGCCUCCUGCACCAUCCUCUUCGUCUUCGUGUACGCCUUCGUGCCCGAGACCAAGCGCAAGACCUUCAACGAGAUCCAGGACAUCCUCGCCGAGCUCAAGCCCUUCGAGCAGUCGGCCUUCUCCGCGAGCUGCUGGAGGCUCUGCGCCAGGGGCGCCGGCAAGCCGGCAGCGGUGCACGCCUCGCCCGGCAAAGUCAAGGCCGAGGAGGCGUGAUGAAGCUCCGCGCUGCGGCGCCGGAGCACACCUGCUCUCGAUAAUCGCGACGCCGCCGACACCGCGAGGCCCGAGGACGAUCAAGUUACGCACAAGUAAUCAUGUGAUAAAGACACCAAGAGAAACAGUCAGACGCAAACAGAGAAAGCUAUUUUAGUAUAAGACGUAUUUUUUAAAUAAAUAUAUGUACAUUGUUAAUUGUGUCGCUGUAGACCCGGUCGA
Messenger RNA from Phymastichus coffea, 2954 nucleotides. RefSeq names its product facilitated trehalose transporter Tret1-like. Gene Ontology annotation, cellular component: membrane. NCBI's taxonomy places the organism in Eukaryota, Metazoa, Arthropoda, Insecta, Hymenoptera, Eulophidae. Gene Ontology annotation, biological process: transmembrane transport. The coding region runs from base 1098 to 2732 and encodes 544 amino acids. The transcript has 4 exons. Gene Ontology annotation, molecular function: transmembrane transporter activity. The record is from RefSeq and is a predicted model, not a curated record.